Dreissena polymorpha is the source of this 10461-nucleotide messenger RNA. RefSeq lists its product as uncharacterized. Gene Ontology annotation, biological process: centriole replication; centrosome separation; regulation of cilium assembly. Gene Ontology annotation, cellular component: centriole; centrosome. Bases 53 to 2539 code for a protein of 828 amino acids. NCBI's taxonomy places the organism in Eukaryota, Metazoa, Mollusca, Bivalvia, Myida, Dreissenidae. The record is from RefSeq and is a predicted model, not a curated record. The transcript has 8 exons.
GUUUUACCGAAAACGCAAAAACAAUUAACUUCCUCUUUCUAUUUUAAUCGAGAUGGCGGAACGUAAAGACAAGAAAAAGCGUUCUUCUUCUAAUGAAACAACAAAGAAGCCAGAAGCAAAUUUGACAAUUAAGAAAAUGGGUAAGAGAUCGUCAUCGUUCAAUUGCUUUAGAGGGAAAAGCCGUUCAAAGUAUAGUUUUCAAGAUGAAAAUUCGAUACCGCCAGAUAACAACGAAUCUUCGUCAGUUCAUCUUCAAAGUGCUACGUCCCUAGAAUUAAAGAACCAAGAAUUGACAAACACAGAACAUGAAGAGUUACUCUCUCUACGAACAGAUGUUGAAAUAUUACGGACGGAGAAAAACAAACAGCUUAUAAAUAUUGAAACCAAAACAUACAAAAUCCAAGAAGUUGAAACCGAACUAGCAAAUGUAAAAGCUGAUCUUGAUAAAGAAUGCCAAAUACGUCAACAAUUAGAAGCACGUCUAAAUGAAAGCAAGGGGGCUAUUGAACAACUUGUGAAUGCUCACAAAGAACAAAUACGGUACAACAAUGAAACUAUGGAAACUAAGGAAAGACAAUUCCUAGAAGAAAAGCAACAUUUGGACAGCCAAAUUACGAAAUUGGAAGAAGAGAGAAAAGCGUUAGAGGACGAAAAACAAGAUGCACUUCAGAGCUUGAAUCGAUUAAAUUCUUCUCCAGUUUAUCUUAACAGUACUACAUAUAAUUCUUUACCAAACGGUCCUGAUGAAAGCCAGGGAAAGAAAACGACAAAUAUCCGUAAUGACAAUUCAACUGCUCUAAAGACAGAGGUUAUUAGAGUACAUACAUCGUAUCUAAAGCAGACAGAAACCAUCGCUGCACUUAAACACGAGCUUGUAAAUAUCAAAACUGAACUGGAUAAAGAAUGUCAAACACUUCGACAGCUCGCCACGCUUUUUAAAGAUCGUGAGAAUGAAAUUAAACAACUUCAAAGUAAACUCCAGAAACGCAAACACAAAAACGCUACUCUUAAGAGAGAUCUUAAAUCUCUUACAUAUUAUAAAGAAACACUCGAUGAACAAUUACUUGAUGAAAAGAAAAAGUAUACAGACAAUCUGAAUGAAGCAAAAAGACAAAUACAAAAAUUGAAAGGAGAUACCACAAAAUUAGAGGAAGAAAAACAGGACGCACUACGGAGUGCCAUGAUGUCAGUAAAACUUCGGGACAACAAUCCUAACAUUGCCGACCUAAGUGACCCGUUCCGGCCCACUAAACUGGGCGAACAAUUCUCUGAGCUUUAUGACAACGAGUGGACAGACGCGUUUGACGCUCUUCAAGAGGAAUUUGAAGAGCGACAUGCCAUUAGCAUACUGUUAGACAUCGUUAUGGAUUCGUAUCAAUUUUGUGACACAGAGCUCAAGUGUGUGUGGAAAUUUGCAAACGAAUGGUUUAUUGAAGAGAAUGCUCCAACUAGCCAACAAUUAUCCAAGACUCUUAAAGAUAGUCGCAAACAUAAUAUCAAUCGGCGUGUGUCUGACAUUCAAAAGAAAUACACAAGAUACCUACGCGAAAUGACGGCUAACAGGAAAUUAACAACAUUGGUUGAAACGGAUCCUUUAAAGGAAUACAUUUCUACCUGCGUGAGACUAAGCCUUCUUAUGACGGCAAAUGAUCCGCCCGUUGUGAUAGAAUGUCCUGACUGGCAAACAUUUCGGGAGCGACCAUAUCCGGAUGAACCUUGUUCGCGUGGUACGUCCGCUGAAUCCAAAGUCAAUCACGAUGCAAAUGACGAACAAUCAGCUCUUGCUGGCAAAACAUUGUCAAAUAACACAGAUGAUGCAAUAAACAAUGAUGAAAACGGCCACUCGGGACACAAUGAUUUUCCGCAAGAGAAAGAUGGAGCAACGUAUGAUACAUCCAACGAUACACACAAAGCAAAUAUGCAUGACUUAGCUGCAGUUAAAGAUUUGCCCUCCGAACAGAAAUCGUCCCCAAUGUCUGAUACGACAAACAUAGCAGAUGUAUCUGGUAUUACCACAAGCUUUCCAAACGAAGAUGUAGGCAAUGAAAUACAAGAUAACGAAAAGAAUUAUGAUCAGACACCUGCAGUUACAGUUGAAUUGAGCACAACAGGCGAUGGCGAAAUUGGAGGAACAGCUAAUAGAAGUUCGGACAACUAUCCUGAGCUGGAAGCAAAAGAAGACAACGCCCAAGUAGCUAACAAUGAUCCUGAUGACAAUAUAAACCUACAAGGAAACCUGGGGUCAGAAGGAAAGGAAAAGGAGCAAGAUAACUCUUCUAGUUCUAUCGCGGAACAAGAAACAAACUCCGUUCAAAUCCGUCAAAUUUUCCACGAAAACACAAGCUUUGACAAAGACAAGUUCAAAGAAUAUACAUCCCGUGGACCAUUUGUGGACUACUUCGUUUGGCCGAUUAUGUACUUACACCGAGAUGGUCCGAUGCUCGGAAAAGGUAUUGCCCAAGGGUGUAAGGAGAAAAUGGUAGAUGUCAGCCGGGAACCAUUUGUGUGGUGGAAUAGGCUACCUGCGUCGGAAAUUUAACCACAAUGAGAACUCGUUCGAAUUAUCAGUCUGUUUUUACAGGUUUUAUAUCGUUAAGUUUGCCUUAACUAGACUCCUCAAAGCGUUCCCAAAGCAUAGUGUGCCCUGAUUUAUUUCAUAUGCACCGAUACGGUAACUGGAUAAAAAGGUAACUACAUAGUAAUUAGUAUUAGCGAGAUUGUUCUUGAAAUCCGUAGUUAAGGUUUAAACGUGUAUUUGUCUCACAAAUCAAAACGCAAUACCCAUUUGACUGACACAAAAUUCUAGAUUAUUGUUAAGUUGUCAUACAUUCUAGUUAACACGUAUAUAGUUUACAAAUAUUUGGGGUGUGGUUUAUAAUUUAUGACGCGUUGUUUUCUACUCGACAUUGUAAUUGAUCCAUGUUUUUUUUAGAAAAUAUGUAGAAAUUAUGUUAUUUGUUUUAUGACUGUGUGCAACGGUAUCACAUUUGUAUUAAUAAAAUUAACAAUUCCUCUUUAAAGAAUGAAUACGUUACUCGUAUAAGCGUCAGUUUAGUGUUUUGCACCAAUAUGUUUUUAAGUAUCCCUAUGUAUUGAGUUAGACCGACGGCCAUUUGAUGACAAUUACAAAUGUGUAGACAUCGCGAGAUAUUUGUGUGUUAAAUACGUGCAUAUUGUUGCCUACUCUAAUAUAUACGUUAAAGUAUAUGAAAGUAGUCAUUUAUUAAUGUUUAUUCGCUAAAGAAUAAACUGACUUAUUCAACGCAAAAGCUAUUUUCCUAAGGGAACGCCGAAACCUAAACCACAAUUUUAUAACCCAUCCUACCCAGUCUACUCUUACAUAUAGACUCGUCCACUGCCCGUGCAAAUUGACGCUCUUUUACUAGCUUGUCGCAUCACAGGGUAGGUCGCGCUAUGGUUUACAAGUUUACAUUUAAACGUUUGGGAUUUGUUUUGUGGUACUUAACAAGUGAUAUGCUGAUACAGGUAUGUAAUAGUAUCUUACAUAAGAAUGGUGUUAUGGCAAGGUGUAUCUGCCUCCUUUUCGAGCUGACCAGUAAACUGAGUAAGUCACUGCUUUACGAAUUUUACAUUUAUUUAGCUCUUUUCGAAUGAGCACCUCUUAAAUUGUUUUUGUCGCUUAUACAUUUUAGUAUAUCGAAAUAAGUUUACAUAUUUAUAUCUAUUUAUUAGUUCUUAGAUUCAAGAUAGGCUGACCACGCGUUUGUCUCAAACAAUUUGUCUGAAGUAUUAUUUUAAAUGCAUUUCGAUGUUUCUGUAAAAUUUCAAAAUGUUUUUCGUACUGUUAUUUAUUAUCUAAACAUUUAGUACAUAUAUUUUUCAGGAAAAUAUAAUUAUAUUUUGGAUUUUAGCUAUAAGAUUAAAUAUAAGAUAAGAUAUAACAUAGAUCGAUCACGUGUCUGUAUGCUUAUCGAUAUUUGAAUCUAUAAAUAAACAGCUAAAGUCUACUUCAACCAUUUGUUUGUGGUGCAGUUUUUUGACAUUUUGAAAGCGGCUUACAUUUUGAAAGCUGUUCGUGUUUCACUGGGGAUCUGUUUAUCUUAAUCGGGAUCUGUUUAUCUUGUUCGUGGUUUGUUUAGUUAACUUUUGUAUUAUUAAGCAAAGCUUAAAUUCAGCGACAAUGUUGUGUCUAGUUAGCGAACGGGUAUUAUUUUUCAUUAAUUUGAAGUUAUGGUCUAAUCAUUGUUCUCUAUCCGAUUGUAUUAACACAACUAUUUGUAUUGUUUUAAAUUGCCACCACGGGUCGAAAGAUGUCUUUUGAAGGAAGCGUUGUCGUGUCAAGGCAUGGGCACGGAGAAUAGACAUGAAACCGAACCGGAGGUAACGGCGUCGGUUAUAUAAAACGAAAUGUGGACUCGUCUGAGCGGAUUUUCAGGUCGGUUAAACAUGUUGUUUUAUUUAUCAUUACAGACGAGACAAACAUUUCAAACGAAGAAUUUUUUUUGCUAUGUGUCUCUUUAAAUAAUAUGCCUAGAAAUAACGCAGCAAAUAGUCUGCAAUAGCGAAAUUAUUGGGUGCGCUUCCGGCGUCAUUUAAGACAUUGAACGUGUAGACGUUUGGUUUAACGUGUUAAUGAUUUAUAUGGCGAUACAACGUACAACUUAUGGAAGUAGAAACAAUAAUUUUAUCUUUAAUUUGGCUUGCUCUUUUGGUCUGAUGGUUUUUUUAAUCCCAAUUCAACAGUGAGGAAUGCCCAUAAUAUUUCUUUGGAUACACAAAGUGCGCCGAGCGCCAUUCCACAAUAGUGUCAACACAUUAAUUCUGUAAAAAAUUAAUUACGGACUAGCUGUAAGAGCGCAUAAAUCAUAUCAGCGUGAAUAAGAAAUGUUUGAGGCGAUCUUUCAAAUCACGAAUACUAUUCCCGAAUAUAUUUUUUGUUAAAUUAUAUCAGUUAAUAAAAUUUUUGAAUAUAUUGCUUUUAUAAUCCGUCAAUACGCUCAUCCAACAGUAAGGCAACACAAAAUAAACAACUUCCAUUGCUAUACGCGAACAUGCAUAGUGCGUACAAUUAUGGUUUAAAACGUAGUCACGUCAGAAGAAAUUCUCAAGUGUCCCAUAUCUCAAUCCGUUUAAAUGCUGCUCGAAAGAUAUAAAUGUAUUUAUUAUCGGUAAGGUGAUACAUGUCCAAUAGAGCGGAAAUCAAGAUUUCCACGUGCACCGAUUUGUAGGUAGGAUAGUAGACGUAAUUCAAAUCAUUUUAUUUAUUUAAUCUCUGUUUGUUUAAAGGUUAAUAUUAUGUUAAACGUGUUUCAUUAUAAUGGCAAAUACUUGCGUACUAGUAUGCAUUAGUGAGUCAAAAACUGGUCAAUGCCAUUAUGGUUUAUUCGUUUGCAUUCAGUUUGACCAACUGACCUUCGUCGUAACAAUGCUAUUUUAGUCUGGUCGAUUAGGCCCACAAGCAAAGUAUGGGUGGAAAUCUGACGCAUGAAAGUUGUACAUUCGUUAGAGGAUAUUAUUAUACGCCAAUAAUCGGUGGAUGCUUAUUUUUGUUCUCGCUACGCACUCAAUCGUCAAAGCUAUUAGAUAGUGUGACGAUCAUAAAAUAAACACGAACGGAACAUUACGUAUUUUCUUCAGUAUGGUUCCACGGGUGUAUUUAUAUAUAUAUCGUUAAAAAAUAAUUUAUAAAAAAUAGGUUCAUUUCUAGCCAUAUUAAUGCAUGUCGGCAUUACACUUGGAGUCUGAUUUAUUUAAGUUUAUAUCCUCAAUACGAUUUGUAAAGCAAAAUUGCUAAUUAUACCUUAGAAAAAACGCAUUUCCCGGGUCCUUAUUGCUAUGAAGACUAAAUCAACAAACAACAAAUUUAAUCGCAGCCUUAAUUCAAAAAUCCCAGCAAUCAAUUGUAUCUGCAUACUAUAUUAAUUGGUGUGCGUUGGUGCGUAUCUUGCAGCACUUGUCAUAUAAUGUUACAAAAUUAAUAAUAAUAAUAAAUACAUAUAAUUAUGAAAAUAAUUACAAAAUAUAACACAUCUAUAACAUAAUAAUGUACAUAUACAAUAAACUGCGGUAAUACAAAUUCAUAUACAUUCGUUUGGGGUGCCCUAAAUGUACGUCUUCGUGAAUUUUUGAACUUGCUUAAAUGAUAACCGAUGGGCUUAUGUUUAAAAGACUCGCACACAAAUUUGAUUCUAAGUAAAUAAUAGAAUGGGGCUUAGUCCUGUGAGAUCAAACAAUCUGGUUAUAUUGGAAUAGGUUCGGUAUAUGUUUGGUUGAUGGUACGCUAAAAGCGCCUUUGUAUUUUCAAAAUUAUUGUGAUUAAACGAUGGCCAAUAGGCUUAUGAUGAUCAACGUUGGCUAUGAAUAAACAAAUAUCAGGUUGUUGGUAAAUAAGCAGUUCCAGUGCCUCUACUAAAACCGGGACUUAAUCCCAAAAGAAAAACAAGAUGGUUUAUAUAUGCAAUGGUAUAUGGUUUGUUGGUGGUGCACUUAAAUGUGGUUUGUUGGUGGUGCACUAAAAUGUGCUUAUGUUUUUUCAAAAUUAUGGUGUUGAAACGAUCGCCCAUAUUGGCUUAUGGUGAAAAGCUCGGUGAUCACUUUUGACUAAAAGUAAAUAUUAACUAAAUAUCAAGUUCUUGGUAGAUAACGCCGUUCCCGGGUCUCUACCGGAACCGGGACUUAAUCCCGGAAGAACAUUGUGGUGGUUAUAUAUAAUGGUAUGGUGGUGCACUAAAAUGUGCUUAUUUAUUUUCAAAAUUAUGGUGUUGAAACGAUCGCCCAAAUUGGCUUAUGGUCAAAAGCUCGGUGAUCACUUUUGGCUAUAAUUAAAUAUAUAAUAAAUAUCAAGUUCUUGGUUGAUAACGCCGUUCCCGGGUCCCUACCGGAACCAACUUAAUCCCGGAAGAACUUUGUGGUGGUUAUAUAUAAUGGUACAUGGUUGGUAAAUAAAGCGAUAAAUUGGCUUCUAUAUUUCCGAAAUUACGGAGAAUACAUGACUGCCAAUUGGCUUAUGGUAAAAUGCCCGUUGAUCAUCUUUGCCUGUAAAUAAAUAAAUAUCCGGUUUUUGGUAGAUAUACGCAGUUCCAGUUUUCAAGUUGUGGUAAAACGAUCGCGAUUUGGCUUAUGGUGAAAAGCCUGGUGAUGAAUUUAAUGUAUUAAACAAAUCAAUAGAUUAUUCAUAGAUCUCUACUGAUCUGGGGCUUGAUCCCGGAAGAACAAAGGUCGUUAUUUAAUGCUAUAUAGUUGGCUAGUAGUGCCGUAUUGUUUACAUAUACUUGUUUUGUUUAUCAAAUAUUAAAAUAAAGUGGUGUAUAGUAACCAAGUGGUCUACGUUGGAAAGCCCGACUUAAAAUGUUUGUUUUUAUCGAUUCAUGUACAAGUUAAUUGAAAAAAAACAAAAAAAAACACGUACAUACAACCGUAACAUAUAUAUGACUUACUGUUCUGUUAUAUUUCAUCACUUAAGUUCGCCGUGGUAUUUACUUGUAACAUUUAAAAACUGUAUUACGUGUCAUUCUGUUGUAAGGUUUGAAACUCAACGGCCGAGUUCCUGCUGGUCUGAACCUGUAUAUUAAUCUGGUAUUUAAAUGUCACGUAAGGAACGUAUGAAUGAUCGGAUAAUCGGUGAUAUGGGAUGCAUAUCAUAGGGCAGUAGACGUGACAGACGGUUCUGUGUGGCGGAAGGCCCACUUCCUGCGGCCGUGGUCCUUUUUGGCAUAGUUUCCACGAACACACUUCCCGCUUGUCCCGGGGGAUAGUCAUUAUGUACUUAAAUUUCCCGCCGUUUUCGGGGGAACCUGUAUAAGACAAUUGAUUCCAGCCUUGACAUUAUUAUGCCAAACCUUUAAGAUAAUAAAUUGCGUAGUUAAACUGUUGGCGUUUGUCUUUGAAUAAUGUUACCCGAGCAACAGCACUUUAAGGAUAAGUGUGUUGUUUGAAUUUAGGGACAUGACACUGUACUUGUAUUGCCCUUUAUAUAAUGGAAGUAUUGAAAUUUUACUAUUCUUAAUCAUCCUUCGUAUAUAUAAUAAUAAUAAUAGUAUAUAAUAAUAGUCGGCUAGACGCUUUAAUGUAAUCUUUAUCGCUGAAAUAAAUAUUUAUUGGUGUUGUGGUGGUUUGUAUUGUUGUUAUGGCACUAUUUAUGGCGUAUCCACAUAGUAUAUAUGUAUGACAUUUGAUGAACAACAUGCGGUAGUUGACCCGGUAUAAGGAGUAAGAUUUUAUUAUAAUUGUUUAACGUGUGCCUUCGCAACAUCUUAUCAAUUGGGUUGUAUAUGAAGGUAUGUGAUUAUAGUAACAUACAAGUAUCAAAAUAAAAGUCGAAUUGUAUAUACGAUGCAAAUGUAAGAUAUGUUAAUUUCAAUGAAUUUAAGCAGUUAUUUCAGAAGUAUUUGUUAAGUUCAAUAGUGAUUCUUAUUGUUUUAGUUUAAUGUUAAUUAUGUGGGAAAAACAUAAUAUUGUGUUCAUAUAAAAGGCAGAUUGAACAUUCUACAUGAGUUGUCUUGUAUGUAAAAGCGAAAAAUAUAAUAUCCUUUAAUUGUUUUUAAAUUAUUGUCCAUAAAAAUGUUAGCUUUGUCUCAAAAAUAUUUUAUAUAAUGUAACAAAACAUAUUGUAUUGUAUAUUUAUGUAAGUCGCAUCGCAUCUGUUGUGGUGACUUUGUGGCUUUCGUGUCACGUGAAGAUAUGUGAUUAUAUAUAGGUUGUUAUUGUUGAUGUUUAGAUUUUGGUUGUGCUUCGGUAGAGUUAUUUAUCCUAGGGUUGUAUAUCUAACAAAUACCUUUUGGGAAAUAUUAACAAUACAAACAAUCCAAAACUAAUAAUUGGUGGUUACUGUAAUCAGUAUGUGCUUAAAUUAUUAUAAUAUUAUAAGGUAAAAUAGUAUACAUAUAAUAAAUAAUCAGAACAAGAAAACAUAGCAUAGUGCAUACGUAUGCUAUUGAUGAUUUCCAUAUGGUGUUUUAAACAAUAUAUGCAGAUUAUAUUUUUGUAUUAUUCGUUUACAUGCAUCUUAAAUAUAAUCAAUUUGCGAAUUUUAAUUUAAUAACACGAUCGUAUGAAUAGUUAUUACAAAUUCAUAUAUAUACAUUGCAGAAUUUUUAUAUAUUUAUUAAGUUAUCGUGUUAUGUUCAUCUUUUAAAAUCUUGUUUAUGUUUUGAAACUUAACACGAGUUGUCAUAAAUACGCACAUCAAAUGCGUUAAAUACUAUGAAACAAAUUAUAAAUAAAUAUCCAUCACAAUUAUUUUGUCGGCAAAAAUGUUUAUUAUAAGAUAAAAACUUAACAUUCUGCGUUUAUUUUAUGUCAUAUUUUGAUUCUAAACGAAUUGCAUCACUAACCUAUCUUUAAAACACUCACAUAUGUUAGUUGUCUAGCGUGUCGUAUGUUGAUAUGCUCAUGAUAUGGAGGUUUUGUGGGGUUUUUUGGUUUGUUGUAAUACGCAAAAAAGAAUGUAUAAAGUAUUUUUCUAUUGACAGGUAAUUAUCACAUGUUUGAGGCACUUUUUCUUCUUUUACUUUACUCUACGGAAUUUUUCAAUCGAUGUUAUGAUCUACAAAAAUUAUAUAGUUCAUAUAUUACUAAUACCAGCGACCAACUGCUCGUUCCCUUUUCUGCGAGUUGAAAUGAAAUUUAUGUUUUGUGUGCAAAAGUUAACAAUGAAAUAAGUAUGUUUAACCUUGAACUAUAUUUUACCACAUUUGAUAGUGUUAAUGUAAAUUACCGAUCAUUAAUGUUUAAUAUUUGAUUUCUUUCAAACAACUUCUAUUAUUAAGCGGAGAAGCUAUUUGCAGAGGCAAAAGUUUCUCGUGUUAUGGCAAUAAAUAUUUUGAAAAAUAUGUGGCCAUUCAUUUAUAUUAAUGUCAAAAUAAGUCCCUUAGCUUUUACUAACAGGUUCAAGUACCUUUUGGAUAUAACAAUUGGAUAUUGUCUUAUCUUUGAUGUUGAGCCAUAAACAAACAUUGCAUAGCAUGACAGACACAGGUCGUAUAUUUGAACCUUAUUGAAAUUAAACUGUUUAUUCAAUUUUCAAAACAAUAUUUUUGUAGUUUUUAUGAUCCCUUCAAAUUGGAAGAAGUCUAAUGGUUCCCGUUACAUUUUCUAUUUGAAAUGUUAUUAAUAAAAAAUAUGUUGAUUUAAUUAAAAAGUUUGUCUCACAAAUCGUUUUUGUAUCGUUGUUGCUGAUUGUGUUGUUCUUAUUAAGCUUAUUUUAGGUUGUAUUUUUAUUAUGUAUUUAUAUACGGUUAUAUGUUGAUCAAUAAUUAAUUGUGGGAUGUUUAUCGUAAAAGACAAUAAGCUCAAAAAAUCAUCAUCCUAGUCCGGUAAGAGGAGUAUAAUUACAAUUUAAACGGAAAAUAAACAUAUUUUCAGGCAGUUCUGUUCCUAUGAUUUUUCUGAGAGUUAUUUCCCUUUGAUUAGCGUCUCAUUGAAAGGAUUUGUUUCGUUUCCGCUCAAAAUAUCUGAACUAAUAAUCGACCUUUGCUGAUAUAAUAAAAUGUAAUGUAUGGA